GUUAUCAAACUAUCACCAACAGAACGCAGAGCCCCUCUAGGCAAUGUGGUGCACGUGCUUUACCUGCCACACUGUCACUUACCUGGCAGGGCAUCUGCAGCCAGCAGUGCAGAGGGAGAGAGGGGGAGAGCAGCAAUCAUCCAUUUGCCAUAUUCGGACCUGAGCAGGAAUGAGAGAGAAGUGAGAACCACUCACCACCUGCCUUUGACUCCAAUAACAAAGCCUUGCUGUCACAUGGAGGUUACGCAGGCUGGCAGAAGAUUCGCUGCCCUGCAAGAGGUUGUGACUGUGGAUUGGUGGUCGGUGGGGAGGGAGUGGUUUUUUUGGGGGGAGGUGGCCCCCACCUUCUCUCCAGCGCGUUAUUGCGCACUGCUCAUAGUAUUGGAUGCACCGAUGCUAGUCUGGCAGGAACUAUGCUAUGUCCUGAGCGCAUCUGCCAGUCCAAGGGCGCAGCACGGGGCUUAGCUGGGAUGCGAGCAACGAGGCGCUGAGAGUGUAGGGAGUCCUAGGAGAGUAUCACCAGAGGCUGCAGAUAGCCAGGUGGUGGCUCGGCGAGGCGGAGAGCCCGCUGUAAGUGGCUGAAGUGCUCUAUAAGAGUAGCCGUGCUCUCUGAUUCCGUACUGUACGAACUAGCGAGACCCUGGGCAUCGCUUAGGAGGUGGAUGCUCUAUUUAUAUUUCCUGCGAGAAGCAGAAGGCAGAAGCUUUGGAAGCCAAGCGGACGUUUAGGCAUUUGAGUGCUCCUUUGGAUCUCCGAGUGCUCAGCGACUAGCGAUGUGGGUGCUGGAGCUGGUACUGGGGUUGGCAUGGCUUGCAGGGCUGGCGAGCUGUCAGAACGAAACGGAACCUAUUCUGCUGGAGGGCAAGUGCUUGGUGGUCUGUGACUCCAACCCGACUGCUGACCCCACCGGGACCGCUCUGGGGAUCUCCGUGCGCUCUGGGAGUGCCAAGGUGGCUUUCUCUGCCAUCAGAAGCACCAACCACGAACCCUCUGAGAUGAGUAACAGAUCAAUGACUAUAUACUUUGACCAGAUAUUGGUCAAUAUUGGAAGCAAUUUCGAUUCAGAACGAAGCACAUUUAUUUCACCCAGAAAAGGAAUUUACAGCUUCAAUUUCCAUGUUGUGAAGGUGUAUAACCGGCAAACCAUUCAGGUGAGUUUGAUGUUGAACGGAUGGCCGGUAAUUUCUGCUUUUGCGGGUGAUCAGGACGUGACAAGAGAAGCAGCCAGCAACGGUGUUCUUAUUCAGAUGGAGAAAGGGGACAGAGCUUACCUAAAAUUAGACAAGGGUAACUUGAUGGGAGGAUGGAAGUUUUCCACAUUUUCUGGAUUUCUGGUAUUCCCCCUUUAAGAUGACUUUAUUCCAGGGCAGCAAAUGACAAGGAGAGGAGAUGAGUUGCUAUUACUCCAACUUAGCUACACUUAGAGACUCAGACGAGACAUUUUUCACUUUGAAAUAUAGAAGACCCUGCAUAUCUAAUUGUGUGUUCACCUGCUUUGGAAACUUUAUUAAUGUAACAGACAAGGAACUGGUGAGGUCAGCUGUCAUUCCAUUACAAAUAAGUCUUUUGUUCACAUCCUUCAAAAAUGAACUAUGUUCUGAUUAACUAUUACAUAAGUGUAUUUUUUUAAUGCUAUUUAUGUCAUUUGUAUUGUUAUUUUUCUCAUUUUGACAACCAGUAAGGAAUACUAUAAAAUAAUAUGCCUAUUGGCUUCUAGUGUCCCACAGUAUUAUAUAAAGAGGCAGAAUGUCAGAAGGAUGUAUUUCAAUAUUUCUCUGUACUUCUGAGUGAUUGUGGAAAUAAAGGCUGCUACAUGUCUGAUAGCUUGUUCUGCUCUUGUUAUAUGUGGCCCAAUAACAAGCGAUGAAAGUAUAUCCAACUCUCAGUAUUAUAUUCUGUACUAUAAGUGUGAAUGCUGGAAUGUCAUUUGCUUCAUGUCCCUAACCCUUAUUUAGGGUUCUUAUUUUUAUUUCAAAUUCAAACAAAAAAAUUGUAAAUGUGUAACCCAUAUUCUGAAGUCAUAUGCCAAAUGAAUUAUUCUGUGCAUAUUUGCAAAUAUGAUAAAAUAUUGUAAAAUAUUUUUUUUACACAAUAGAAUUUUUGGAUUUGUCUAUUUAUUUUCUGCAUUUCGUUAACAUAAUAUUUUUCAGUUUAAACUCCUAAUGUUGCAUGUUAAAUAAUAAUUUUAUCCGUAAAUACACGGUUCAAAAAUAAUAUACGUAAACAUUUUUUUUAUUAUUAUAAAAAAAAAAACACACUUAGCUAACAUGAUGGUGAAUACAAAUGCACAGAAAUAUUAUCUGUAUAUAAACAUUAUAUAUAAAAUAUAUAUAAAGCCUUUUUUUCUUUAUUCAGAUGUUAUCUGUAUGCAGCCGUCUGAUAUGUCACUGUUUAUAAUUUCAUACUAUUGUUUGUUUGCUAAUUUAUAAUUUUUAUUGUCAUUUCCAAAAAAAAAAUUAAAUACUAUAAUUUUGCAGCACU
This is a messenger RNA of Pseudophryne corroboree (corroboree frog), 2481 nucleotides long. It is a transcript of the gene CBLN1, whose product is annotated as cerebellin 1 precursor. Gene Ontology annotation, biological process: maintenance of synapse structure. The record is from RefSeq and is a predicted model, not a curated record. Gene Ontology annotation, cellular component: glutamatergic synapse; synaptic cleft. NCBI's taxonomy places the organism in Eukaryota, Metazoa, Chordata, Amphibia, Anura, Myobatrachidae. The coding region runs from base 774 to 1349 and encodes 191 amino acids. Gene Ontology annotation, molecular function: protein binding. The transcript has 3 exons.